CUCUGUUACAAACAUAUACAGCAUUAUUUUCUAUAUGUAUAACAGUUCGGUGUCGGAGUGGCUCUUUUGGAAGGAAAAAUAUUGAGUUCCUCGAAGAAUGAACCGUAAAGCUAUCGAUUGCGGGACGAAAACAUGCGCUCUGAAUCGCCCAGUCCUGCAUCGAACUCCAGUAUUUACCAUGAGGAUGUAAUAACAAGAACCGACUGCCGUGAAGCGCGGAAUAACUACGAGAAAGUGUCGAAUUACGAGAAAUUUAAGUUAGUUGUGAAUUAGACGUUAAUAUGGAACGAGAUUAAGCGCAAGUGUUUAAAGUUUCUUUCAUACGUUUCGAAAAUAUGGGCAAUCUGCAGAGCGAUCAGAAAUCGUCCAAAACCAAACAUAAAACUAAAGUGAAAUUAGGUGGCAAGAAAAAGGGCAAAGUCGAUGAUAGUUUCGUGUCCAUCGUGCCCGAUGGAGAUGAAGAAACCGCCGCAUCUACAAUACCCACCUACACGCCCGAAACUCCUCAAACCACCAGCAGAAUUCUACCGGAUACCGAACCAUUAAUCGAUUCAAUUAGCAAAAUUACUGAUGUCGUCGACCAAAAUAAAAUCGCCACACCUCAGUCCAGCUCGGAAUCGUACUUCACCGAUCCCCAAACUCCCGUCGGGGUUUCCACCCAAAACGGGAAGGUCGCCAACGAAUCCCAUUCGCAGGAGAACUUCCUCCACAACUUGGCUCUAAACAGCUUCAAACUCAACGAGUACAGAGUCCGGGUCGAAGAGGAGAAAACGAAGAAACUGAGCAAACUUGGGGUGUCGAAGACCAGCCAGAUAAGUUUAGAUAGCGAUCCCAACGAAUGCUUCGUUACCGAAAACGUCGAAAUCGUCAGUCAAGCUCAAGACGAUGUCGAUGGGGAAAGUCUUUGUAAGAGCGAGCACGUGGCGAAGAGACCGCAAGCGCUGCAUGAUGGUAACAAAGACGAAGGGAUGCUUACAAAAGUAAUGUCAGAUGUAAGUUUAAAUCACGGUAUACCGGAAUACAGAAGGAAUAUGUCGGUUCCUGUCGACAUAUCCGAGGUUGCCGAAGAAGGAACUAAAUUGAAGAAAGUCGGAUCUUUUUCCUUGAGUCGGACGGAACUGGAAGAAAAAAUAUCUAAACCUAAAUUCGUGCCAGAAAAGCUUGACUUUCAGCUUUACGAAAAAUUUGAAGGAUAUAUGCUGAUUAACUGGUGUCUCUCCGAAUUGACUGGUAAAAAUUAUGUUAUGCAAAUUAGCAAACACGAUUUGAAUUUGUUGCUGGUGCAAUUUUUUACGAAUCUUUUGGCUGCUGGUGUGUUGAAACAACUCCCAGAUAAAGACGUUCCCGCCUAUAAUAUUUUUAAGCCAGAUUGUAUUUACCUCUGGACGCAUUCCGAGGCACCGACAGCCGUUCCUCAAACUCCUGGGCGAAUAAGCAUGCUGUCCUGGCCUCCGAUGUCGCCCUCCGAAAAUUUAUUUUCCCCUUCGGACAACGAACAAUUUUCGACCGCUUCUCCGCAAGUCGAAGUCGUAUUGAAACCGCAGGAGCUCAGGAAUUCGGCCAGGGACGUGGAGAUACUGGCGUUGGAAGACGAAAUUAAACGGCUGAAACAAGAAAUCGAGAAAUACAAAACGCUAGUGGAGAUACAGACGUUGACCAAAAACGCCGUGAUAGAUUUCAGCUCACCUGUCCAGUCUCCUAUCAAGGAAGAUAAGCCUUUCGAAAAACCCGCUGGAGGCGUAGAUGCAUCUGUCCAAACUGAACCACAAAUUGAUAAAGUAGAAUCAAUUUCAAAAUCAACGUCAUGUGACGAGACCUGUUUGGAGCCUCUACAAAAAGUUGCAACUAUAGAAGAAUUAUCUAUAGCACAAGACUCAUCUUCGCACAUUACUGCAGCACCUGCACCACCUCCACCGCCUAUGCCACCGUCACCUACGCCUGUCGCAGCUCCACCACCUCCUCCGAUGCCUACUACUAUUCCUUCACCACCACCACCACCACCUCCACCAUCCAUGCCUGGUAUACCGCCUCCACCUCCUCCUCCUCCUCCUAUGUCUGGUAUGGGACCACCUCCACCGCCUAUGCCCAGUAUGGCACCUCCACCACCGCCUCCACCUCCACCUUUGCUCGGUACGGCACCUCCACCUCCACCUUUACCCGGCAUGGCUCCACCACCGCCACCGAUGGCUGGUGCACCGCCUCCUCCACCACUUAUGCCUGGUAUGCCGCCACCACCGCCGAUGCCUGGAAAAUCUGGAGCGUCAACUCCGGGACCUGUGCCGCUUCCGCCGCCUCCAGCAGGUGGAUGGUCGACGCAAAAAGCAGCUUUAAACAAAGCACCGAUAACCCCCAAAGUGCCAAUGAAGCCCUUGUAUUGGACCAGAAUCGUAGCGCAUCAGGUAGAAGUCGACUCCAGCCAGCAGCCCAACGCUCUGUGGAAAGAACUGAGUGAAAUCCCCAUCAACGACAUACCGGAUUUUACUGAUCUGUUUUCGAGGCAAGUGGUUACCAAGAAGCCGACGAUCAAGAAGAAGGAGCAAACCAACAAAGUGGCGGCUGUCAAGUUAUUGGAUAGCAAACGAUCGCAAAACGUUGGGAUAUUAGCGCAAAGUCUAAGAGCCGAUGUGCAGGAAAUAGAGCACGCCAUUUACAAUUGUGAUACGUCGGUUAUUGGUUUGGAGGCUCUACAACAAAUUUACGAAGUGAGAGCUACCGAUGAAGAAUUAGAAACAAUAAAGGCGCACAUGGAAUUGUCACCGAAUAUUCCACUGGACAAACCUGAACAAUUUUUAUACGAGCUAUCGGAAAUAUCAAAUUUCGCUGAUCGGAUAUCCUGUUUGAUGUUUCAAGUGGAAUUCGACGAUUCCAUCAACACCAUCGGACACACUUUGACGAACAUCAAGACCACGUGCGAUUUUCUGAUCAAUAAUACCGAACUGAAGGAAGUGAUGGCGAUCAUCCUGACGUUGGGAAAUUACAUGAACGGCGGCAACAUGGCAAGAGGUCAAGCGGACGGGUUCGGUCUGGAAAUCUUGUCGAAAUUAAAAGACGUGAAAUCGAACGAUUCGAAAAUUACAUUGCUCCAUUAUGUCGUUCAAGUUUACAUGAGAAAGAUCACCAAUCCCCUCGAAGAGAAAAUUCCUUUGCCCGUUCCGGAACCUGGCGACAUCAGGAGAGCCGCUUCCGUUGAUUUCGACGAUCUAAGGGCCGACUUGAGGAAACUCCAGAAGCAGUUAGAAGGUUGCGAACGCAAAUCGCAGAAAAUUUUCGAAUCUUCAACGCCGGAAAACCUCCAACCGUUCAAGGAUAAAAUGACCGUGUUUGUGGAACAAUCGAAGAAGCAGAUGGCCUCGGAGAAGGAGAAUCUGGAAGAGUGCCACAAACAGUUUGUGUCCACCAUGAAAUUCUAUUUGUUCAAGCCGAAGAAAGGAACGUUGGAGACAUUCUCGCCCAAUCUUUUCUUCGAAUUCUGGUUGCCUUUCUGCGACGAUUUCAAGAAUAUAUUCAAAAAGGAGCUCAUACGAAUGGAAAAAGAAAAGAUUCAAGAAAUUAAGAGAAAAGAAAGCGAAAGAAUGUCAGGGGUAAAAACAAUAAAAGAGAGAGAGAAUGGACUGAAAGCGAAAAUACGAAAAGUUAAACAGAAGCUUCAAACCAACAUGUGAUUACCUAUUAGUUUUUGUUGUAUUUAUUUUGUUUUCGAAUAUUUUACUCGAGAGCAUAUUGUUACGAUAUUUUAAGAAGUUUAAUAUUAAGUAAAUAAAUAUAUUUUUUUAAGUUU
Molecule: messenger RNA, 3778 nt
Organism: Phyllotreta striolata
Lineage: Eukaryota; Metazoa; Arthropoda; Insecta; Coleoptera; Chrysomelidae
Source: the annotation of a GenBank genome assembly